CGCGGAGGCACCGGCUGACGGGGCCGGACCGGCCGCCAUGGCGGUAGACAUCACCCUGCUCUUCAAAGCCAGCGUGAAGACGGUGAAGACCCGCAACAAGGCGUUGGGGGUGGCGGCCGGCGACAGCGCCCGGGAUGAGCUGCUCAAGCGCAGCGCUGCCCGCUCCAGGAGCGACUUCACCGGGCGGGCACGGGAGGUGAUUUCCAAUAUUGGGAAGCUGAAAGAUUUUCUUCUUCAACACAGAAAGGAUUACAUUAAUGCAUACAGCCAUAUUAUGUCUGAAUAUGGGAGGAUGACAGAUACCGAGCGUGACCAGAUAGAUCAAGAUGCUCAGAUAUUUAUGAGGACAUGUGCAGAUGCCAUUCAUCAGCUGAGAACAGAAGCACACAAGGAUGUCCAGUCUGCUCAGGUGAAGGAGCACAGAACAGCUGUCUUAGACUUCAUUGAAGAUUACUUAAAAAGAGUGUGUAAGCUGUAUUCAGAACAAAGAGCCAUCCGGGUUAAGCGAGUGAUAGAUAAGAAGAGACUGUCCAAACUUGAACCUGAGCAGAGCAGUGUAUCCAAAUCAGCUCUUUCUCCUGAAAAAUGUUCACAGAAUUCUUCAGAUGAGUCUGAAGAAAAACUUUCUGCAGAGGAAAAUAAAGACAGGAAUCUGCCCGACGCUCAGUCUAACCUUGGGCUAUGGGGGGAUGGUAAAGGUGAAGAUGAGCUGUCACCUGAAGAAAUACAAAUGUUUGAACAGGAGAACCAGAGGCUGGUUGGUGAAAUGAAUAACCUGUUUGAUGAAGUCAGGCAAAUUGAAGGAAAAGUGGUAGAAAUUUCCAGAUUGCAAGAGAUAUUCACUGAGAAAGUCUUGCAACAGGAAACUGAUAUUGACAAUAUCCAUCAAUUAGUUGUGGGCGCAACAGAGAAUAUCAAGGAAGGCAAUGAAGACAUAAGAGAGGCAAUCAAAAACAACGCUGGAUUUAGAGUAUGGAUCCUUUUUUUCCUGGUGAUGUGUUCAUUCUCUUUGCUUUUCCUGGACUGGUAUGAUAAUUAAUUAAAAAUACCAUGUUGUCUACAUGCUUGGUAAAAUCUCAUGGCUCUUUUUUUCUUCUGUUGAAUGGAGUAUAGGAUAUACCUGUAUAUUUUAUGCAUUUUUUUCAUACUGCUAUGAUGGAAAUAUUUUCUAACAGCUAAGCACAACCAUAUGUCCCUUAAGGCAGAGAGAGGGUAGCAUUCAUUUUAAAUCCCUUUAUCAGAUCUGAAACCACACUUAAUCCUGCACACUUAAACCUCUGAAAGAACUCCUAAGAAAGCUGCAAGCUGGAGCACAGCUAAAGGGAAAAUUAAAAAAAAAAAAAAAAGAAAAGAAAAAAAUUCUACCAUUGUCAGAGUCAACCCACAUCUCUGAUGCUUUAAAUCCAGCUCCCAGUGCACAGAACAGAUCGAGAGAAUUGUUGCUGUGUGCAAAAGCAUCUACACUGUCUCAGGCUUUUAUUUAAUCAUACUACUUGAGUACACAGUGAUCAUUUUGCAGAUGUAUUAUGACCUCUGCUUCUAAUCCUUGGAAACUGUUUUGUCAUGUUGAUUUAAUAAUAAUUUUAAAAAUCAGCUACAGAGCUUUACUGUGGGGUGCGAAGAGAAAAAGCAAUGCAGCCAACCAGACUGCUGAAAACAGAUGGUCUGAGUGCUGGAACAAAGCCAAAGGAUAGACAAUAUUAAAGCCAAACCCUUCGAAGUACUGAACUUGGGAGCAAUUUGUUAACUAAAGAAAGUCCCCAAACCAACUGUAGAUAAGAAUCAGUAAACUUCAUCCUGUUAAAUCAGAGGAAAAACUCCUUUGGCUCUUGAAUGCAGAGCAGUCACUGUCUCUUAGAUUGUACAGCUCCAUGUUUUGUGAUGUUUGUUGUCAUGAGAGAAGUAAGGUUUCUUAUCAGUACUUAUGCAUUAAAGCUGUUCUUAGUGUGCUAAAUUUAAAAGGAGGAGGAUGUACUGUGGAUCAUUUCUAUGUAGGACAGUCCUGGGGAAGAAAACUUUCCCUCUUGUAACAUCUGAAUGGCUUCUGUAACUGCAGUGAUCAACAACUGUUUGUUAACUCUCUUCUGACAUGCAUAUCCAACUUACAGGCAUACGCAAUGAGCAAAUCAUGCUUUACAGAGUGAAAAUGUCAAAAGUUACAUUCAAUAAAGUAUAAGCCUACUGGAAAAUGCAACUGGGGUAAUUUUGAAAAUCUGAACAUAAGUCUGUAGUUUUUAAAUGCAAAGUAACAUUUGGCACAUAACUUAAUGCUUUUAAGCAUUCCACCUACAAUUACUUAAAAAUCCCUUUAUGAGUACUACUGUGUAAUUCAUACAUCAUAUCAAAUUAGGUAAUAAUGGUUCUUUUUACUGUACUGCUGAAAGAAAGGCUGUUGAUAAUGUGAUUCUACUGAAGAAAAAUAAAAGCAGAGCUGACGAUGUUCUACUCUGCAUCCUGAUGUUUUUCCUUCAUUUUUGUGUAGUCUCUAUCAAGGGAACUUCUUGACAUGUCCACUAGAAGCUGUUGCAUUUAAUAAAAUGAAAAAGAAAGGGUAUCUGCUUACCCACGUACUUCACAUCCUUGUCUGUUAAAUUAAUGAUGCCUUCUUUUGUAAUGCAUUUAAGGUUUAUAAUAAAAAUGAAAACAUGGUUUCACACAAA
Lagopus leucura (white-tailed ptarmigan) is the source of this 2660-nucleotide messenger RNA. It is a transcript of the gene STX18, whose product is annotated as syntaxin 18. The record is from RefSeq and is a predicted model, not a curated record. Bases 38 to 1039 code for a protein of 333 amino acids. The transcript has 11 exons. Gene Ontology annotation, biological process: intracellular protein transport; retrograde vesicle-mediated transport, Golgi to endoplasmic reticulum. Lineage: Eukaryota; Metazoa; Chordata; Aves; Galliformes; Phasianidae. Gene Ontology annotation, molecular function: SNAP receptor activity. Gene Ontology annotation, cellular component: SNARE complex; endoplasmic reticulum; membrane.